AUGAAACAAGAAGAUAAACCUGCCCAGGUUCCCGACUUUGCCUCGAUUCAGCAACUUUUGAUGGCCAUGAAUCAUAUGAAUAACCAAGUGCAAAACCCGGAUCUCUUUGCUCAACUUUUCGGGAAUAGCCCGAAGCCAGAAUCUUCCCCCAAUUCUGAAGCCACCAAGAUCUUUAACAAUUUUGGAAUCGAAUCUUUGACUCAGAAUUCGGAUAACAAAAAAGAUGUGGAUAAACAAAGCGAGACCGAUACGAUCCCGGACGAAGAUCCCCAAUCCCCAUCAGGUAUGUUGAUCUAUGAUAUAAAGCUUGAUUAUCUAUUAUUUCUAAGAAAAUUGUCAUUGCAGAUGCCCAGAUCAGCUCUGGAUCCCUAAAAUUGCCGUCGCUGUCCCCGGAUAACACCAAUGGCCUUCAUUCUUUCAACGGAGGGCUAUCUCCCACUGCUUCAGAAUUAGAUCACGGUCGAAGGAAACAACGGAGAUAUAGGACAACUUACACUGGAUACCAGUUGGAUGAGUUGGAGAAGGUGUUCAUGACCACCCACUACCCAGACAUCUUCACCAGGUGUGUCCUUUCUCCACAUUUGGCCUUAUUUUUCGCUUUUUAUGUUAUUAUACCUGAUCCGUUGUUCCGUGGCCUCUUAGUCACCUACCUCUCCCUAAGUAUACAUUACAUGUCGCGGCAUAUAUGCCCAUGUAUAAUGUGUAUUAUGCGCAAUUUAAUCUGAGAGCGGAUAUUAUUCGAAAAGGGGUCCGAAAUUUGCAAUUAUGCAUUUUACGCGCUAAUUAAGGGCACACCGCCGGCCAGGAAUGGUAAUUGGAGAAGGUGGCCAGGACAAAGAAUUGUUUUCAUUGGGGCCAAAUAUUAAAGUACCGGCGAUAAAAUUACCGGAACUGCGAGUCGGCCGAAAGCCGCCCUUAGGGUAAUUCAAUUUGUCCGCCGAAAAGUCAAGAAUAGCUAAUGGGAUUAGAGUGAAUACAGUAUCUCAUGGUUCCGGCCUGUGAUCGUAAUAGUCGCAGCGAUCGCCCGGAGUUAUUGCUGAGCAAACAAGGGCCUGGAAGUUACCUGGAGCCAAUAAAUCAAAGGCAUUGAACCGCUCGCGCAUUUCGGGGACACCUGCCCCUCCCUCCCCCGCCCGACAAUGUUUUUUGGACAACGUUGCGCGGACGGUUGUCGCUCUAUUAAGGUAAUUAGUUAUCCUUGGCGCGCUAAUUGUCCUGCCGACUCAGAUUUAUGGACUCGGCCCGUUUUAUGGCAGGUCUGACUUUUCGUUUUGAAAUUAUGAGCAGCGGGGAAAUCGAAGAAAAACUCUUCAGUUAUCAUAGACUAAAGCAAUAUUAUUUUAGAGAAGAGUUGGCCCAACGACUUGAUCUGAAGGAAGCCCGAGUCCAAGUUUGGUUCCAGAAUCGUCGUGCCAAACAUCGAAAGCAGGAGAGAUCAAGCGGCCAUCCCUAUGCGCCCCCGGGGAGCGCCAUAACACAUCCUUCGCUCGCUCAGAUGGCCUCCUAUCCUGCCUGGAUGUUGGCCCAACAAGCCAGUUUCCUCGAGAACAUGCCCUAUUUCAACAUGACCGGUCUGAAUCAAGAGAACAAGACCUCGGUUCAUAGUCCCAAUGAUGCCGAGAAGGACAACAAUAACGGGUUUAGCCAGAUCCAGGCUCUUUUCCAGCAACAACAAUACGCAAAUUACUUCCUGAACUCCCUUUUGAUGCAGAAACAGAUGAACCCCUCUUCCCCGACCUCUGCCGCCACCCAAUCGGCCUUUGUUUUCCCUCCCUCUGCCUCGAUGUUAAGUCAAAUGAGCGAAUCCAGCACUCCGAAUACAUCGACCCCUUCGACGAAUGGAUCAAACAAUCUUUUGAAUGCAUUUCUGGCAGCAAAUCAAGGAAAGCCGAGUGAAGAAAAGGAAAUAAAGGAGAUCAAGGAGGUAAAGGAAGUGAACGAAGAGAAGGAAGUCUCCGAAACAGAUGAAUCCAGAUCCAGGACGACUUCUCCAGUCCAGGAAUAG
Molecule: messenger RNA, 2005 nt
Organism: Bursaphelenchus xylophilus (pine wood nematode)
Lineage: Eukaryota; Metazoa; Nematoda; Chromadorea; Rhabditida; Aphelenchoididae
Source: the annotation of a GenBank genome assembly